Messenger RNA from Chanos chanos (milkfish), 989 nucleotides. It is a transcript of the gene ccdc50a, whose product is annotated as coiled-coil domain containing 50a. Bases 63 to 989 code for a protein of 308 amino acids. The record is from RefSeq and is a predicted model, not a curated record. The transcript is spliced from 11 exons. Gene Ontology annotation, molecular function: ubiquitin protein ligase binding. Gene Ontology annotation, cellular component: cytoplasm. Lineage: Eukaryota; Metazoa; Chordata; Actinopteri; Gonorynchiformes; Chanidae.
UAACCUUCCCUAAAAACCUGGAAAUAUUAUUCAGAGGCUUUUUUUGAAAUAUAGCUGACAGCAUGGAGGAUCCUAGUAACGUUAUCGAUCAGAAAAAACUGCCCGGAGUCAGAGAGGUUUGCCGGGAUUUUGCCGUGUUGGAGGAUCACUGUUUGGCCCACAACCUCCAGGAACAAGAAAUCGAGAGCCAUUUGGCGUCCAACGUUCACAAAAGCAGGCUUGUGCAGCAGGACCUGAGGGUAGCCAAGCGUCUGCAGGAGGAAGAGGACUUAAGAGCCAAAGCACAGAACCAGAGGCAGAAUCAGGACAUAGAACGUACUGACAGCGAAAUAGCUCAAGAGAUACAAGAGCAACUGGUCAGGCUGGCAGAGCAACAGAGAAUACAAGAGGAGAGAGAUGAGGCUAUUGCCCGUAAGCUGCAGGAGCGAGAGAUGAAGGAGGAGAGGAAGAGACAGAAGCAGUUGGAGGCUAACUUUGAGGAUGAGCCCUAUGAAGAAAAAGGAGGACGGAUUCCUCGAGGAGAGUACGGGGUGAGAGAGGCCACGCAAGGCAUGGCUCAGAUGGACAUGCGAGAACAGGAACUCAGAGAUAUGGAGGUGGCACGCAGACUACAGGAGGAAGAAAUGAAGGCGGGUCACGUGGACAGAAGGGCUGCCCAGGUGGCCCAGGAUGAGGAGAUUGCCCGGCGUCUGAUGGAAGAGGAGAAGAGGGAAUAUAAGAGGGCCAAAGAAAAAGAAAGGAUGGCGAUGGAGAGGAAGAGAGCUGAGGUGGAGUGGAAGGACACACAAGAGGAGGUGGUGCGGCCAAGAACGCGAGAGGAGUACGAUCAACAGAAGGCCCGGAACCACAAAGCAGCCAGGCCUCCUCCUCCUCGCGGGCACGACUACGAGAACGUGGAGCCGAGAUACCCUUACUCAGAGAGCCCGUACGCUGCUCGUCCCACGUCCCGACCCGAGGCCGCUUACAAAGGUGCCUACUACAGACAGUGA